AUGGAAGAUGCCUAUGCGGGUCUCUGUUCACAGAGCGUUUUCGAACCCAAAAUUGAUUUUACACUUUAUAUAAACAAAUCAAUAAAAUUAUUUUUAAAAGAUAUAAAUAUAUCUAAAUAUGAUAAAAAUAAUGUAGAUAAUAAAAAAGAUAUAAAUACAAGUGAUACCAAAAAUAUUGAAACAUCAAGUGGUGAUCAAAAUGAAAAUACUGAAAAAAAUAAACAGUCAGAUAUUUUAAAAAAUCAUCAUCUUUUAAAAGAAAAUGAUGCAUUUUUAAAUGGUUAUCUCUACUUUUCUAGAAUUGGUCAUAACAUAAAUUUAUUAUUAAAUGAAUUGUCGUCAAUAAAAAAAGAUUUCACUUUCUUAAAUAAAGAAACCAGAAAAAAAAUCAAAAAAUUCAAACAGGUUAAAAACAAAAAUAUUAUAUAUAAAGAUUUAUUACAAGAUAUAAAACAAAAACGUAAAAGAAAAGAAUUAUAUGAAAAGUUAAGUGUUGAAAUAAAAAAGUUAGAUGAAGUGAAAAAAGUUCAACAUAAACAACAAAUAGAAAAAGACGAAAUAAAUAAUUUAGAGCAUAAAAUUUUAAAUAUAGAAAAUAUUAUUAAGUCUAAUAAUGAGCAUAUACAAGAAACCAUAAAUCAAAUUAAUAAAAUUGUAUCGGAGAAUAUACAAAUAUAA
Messenger RNA from Plasmodium adleri (nom. inval.), 678 nucleotides. Its product is annotated as conserved Plasmodium protein, unknown function. Lineage: Eukaryota; Apicomplexa; Aconoidasida; Haemosporida; Plasmodiidae. The transcript has a single exon. Bases 1 to 678 code for a protein of 225 amino acids. The record is from RefSeq and is a predicted model, not a curated record.